AUGGCUGCCGAUAUUCCUAUCAUCGACGCACACAUUCACCUCUAUCCCGAAUCAGAGCUCUCAACUUUAGCAUGGCCUACACCUGAGCAUCCGCUGAAUAAACAGCACUCGCUAGAAGAAUACAGAGCUGCUACCGAAGGCUCUACACCCCAGGGCUUCAUCUUCCUAGAGACGGAUCGGAAGAAUGACCUAGAAGCUGGGGAGAAAGGCUGGGAGUACCCACUCCAAGAGGUCUCCUGGCUGAAACGCAUCAUUACCGGCCAACCAAAGCCGGGCGAGGGCCAUACUGCGGAAGAUGCCUCGCUAUGUACCGCCUACAUCCCCUGGGCACCAUUACCCAGCGGCGUUGCUGCCAUGGAGAAGUAUCUCGACCUAGUGAAGCAGGAAGCUGGCGAGAGCUGGCCCAAGGUCAGGGGCUUCAGAUACCUGCUACAAGACAAGCCCAACGGGACCAUGCUUCAAGAUAACUUCAUCGAAAGCUUGAAGUUGCUCGGCCGCCGAGGCUUCGUGUUCGAUCUAGGUGUCGACCAGCAUAACCGCGGCAGGGCCCAACUUGAGGAAGUCGUCGAGAUGAUCGAUCGCGCACACGAUGGCGUUCCCGAGGACCAGAGAGUCACGUUUAUAAUCAACCACCUCUGCAAGCCCGACCUCGGCAUCUACAACGUGCAAACCAGCCCGUCCUUCAUCGCCUGGCGCACCGCCAUCUUCACCCUGAGCAAGUGCAGCCGGACUUACAUGAAGCUAUCAGGCGGCUUUGCCGAGAUGCCCGAAGCCCUGCGCCAGCGCUCCCCCGAAGACAUCUUCGACGCGAUCAGCCCCUGGCUAAGCGUUGUGCUCGCUGCCUUCAGCGCCUCCCGCAUCAUGUUCGCGAGCGAUUGGCCCGUGUGCACGGUUGGUGUAGGUGACGACGCUUGGCAAAAGUGGAAGAAGAUUGUCGAUCGCCUGUGCUGGAUGGCCUCGUUUGAAGACGACGAGAAGCGCAUGAUUUGGGGCGGCACGGCGCUCAAGGCGUAUGGUAUUGAAGCAUGA
This is a messenger RNA of Daldinia childiae, 1029 nucleotides long. RefSeq names its product L-rhamnono-gamma-lactonase. The transcript has 2 exons. Gene Ontology annotation, molecular function: hydrolase activity. The record is from RefSeq and is a predicted model, not a curated record. Lineage: Eukaryota; Fungi; Ascomycota; Sordariomycetes; Xylariales; Hypoxylaceae. Bases 1 to 1029 code for a protein of 342 amino acids.